AUGCCUCGCCUCUCAGAAAACACAGACUCCUCAAUCGAUCAUUAUCAAGACGCAGACGAGGAAGAUAACAACAGCUCCUCGAUUAAUAUCAGUAUGCUGCCAAUAACAAGAACAACAUCUACUCGUGAAAGGGAGAAACUUGCAACUACUAGAGAAAAGGCUGUGUCGUUGCCGAAUCGAGAACGCGAGCGUGAAAAAUCAACUGCAAAUCAAGUAAGGUCUGACAGGAUUUCACCUUCGGGAAGAACAAAUCGAUUGAUCCAUCACAGAUCUCAAUUAAAAAGAUCUCCUGCUGGUUCGGAUAAAACAGUGAAUAGCUCUAGUAGCAGCGAUGAGUUUGUUUCCAAAUCGCCACCUGGGCCAUCAGCGCAACAAGCUGCUAGAAGAGCUGUUACCGGAAGGACAGCGUAUCAACCUCCAAGAAAUACUAUGCAGGAUGAUGCUACCGGUAGAGUCAGAAGAUCAAGGAGUCUACAACUUCCAGAGAAAAAGCCGCAAACUUUCAGCAGAGAUGUUCAAACGGUCCAAUCCAGAAUUUCUCCUCAGCAUCCAGAGCCACAUAGGACCAUUGUUAAAAUUAUCAAUGCUGGAGAAAGGUCAAAAAAGCAUACUCAGAGUCAAGCUCAGUCUUUGCCACAUUCGUUGGAAGGAGAAGAUAUCAGUGAGGAUAUGCUUAGGGAAGCAGAAGUUGUCACAGGAUUUGUAUAUGGUAACAGAUCCCGUGCAGCAGCCCAAGCUCUUAUUAAUCACAGGUUCAAUAGUACAAGUUUCAGUAAGGAAGAAAAGAGCAAAGCUUCAAAGCCUGUUAUAAAUAACGGUGUUACAGUGUACUAUGUGGGAAAUUCGAAGAAAGAUUCGCAAAAAGUACUGGUGCGAGGAGCAACUAGUCCCAUUCUGAGCAGUUUUGAAGGCAGAACUGAAUAUAAGGAUAUGUGUUCCAUCGAUGCAUGCAGUUUUUGGCCUCAUUGUUCUCACAGGGACACCAGCAACGUUAUCAGACCGUCUCACAGUUAUCCAACUCAUCAGAGAUCUCUGGAUUCUUCGAGGGCUCCCCCGUUGGAGAGAAAAACGCAAGACCAGCACAAGCGACGUUUAGCACUAGAAAUGGAGCGCAGAAAACAACAGCAAAGCUGUAUUGUUGCCAAUGAGUUACACGAAAGGAAUAUUGCUAGUGAAAGACGCACUAGUCCGAACAAAGCCACAAAACGCGAUCAAACCGACAGUCGAAAAACUUCGCCGAUAAAUCCAAAAAGCCGUACUCCGACAUUCGGCACGGUCAGCGGUUCUUCGUCCGGUAGUGACGCCUGGAUAACAGCUUCAACUUCGUUUAGAAAUAGUGUUAAAAGCUCCGGAACUUCAUUACCGCGAGACGAAACGUCUGACGAUGGUACUAAAGUGCGCGAAACUAUCGUUACGCGUCCAGGUAGUGCGCCGUCUGACGAGAGAGACAAUAAUACGCUCGAGAUGCAGCAGAGGUCAAUGUCUUUGCCAAAAUCGUUUUUAUCAGCGAGUUAUCAACCAUCUGGGUAA
This is a messenger RNA of Diabrotica balteata, 1530 nucleotides long. The record is from the annotation of a GenBank genome assembly. Lineage: Eukaryota; Metazoa; Arthropoda; Insecta; Coleoptera; Chrysomelidae.